Molecule: messenger RNA, 6786 nt
Organism: Lutzomyia longipalpis
Lineage: Eukaryota; Metazoa; Arthropoda; Insecta; Diptera; Psychodidae
Exons: 2
Coding region: 1279-3546 (755 amino acids)
Biological process (GO): protein targeting to membrane; peptidyl-L-cysteine S-palmitoylation
Cellular component (GO): Golgi apparatus; endoplasmic reticulum
Molecular function (GO): protein-cysteine S-palmitoyltransferase activity
Source: RefSeq, a predicted model, not a curated record
UCUUCUGUACAUAUUAAAUUUCCCUUUUCCAAGUUUUUUUGAGAGGGAGAAAAAUCAUGCACUUCUCUUUUGCUCUCUCUCAUUUCUAUCCUAGAUUUUCUCAGGUUCCCCUGAAAAAUAUAACACGGUGUGUACACGUUGUACUAAAGAGAACGGAAAGAGAGUCAAUGUCAUACUUUAUAUAUUUCUAUGCGAACUAAAAAUGGCAAAAUGCUCUCGCGGUUUAGUAGGUGUUCAACUGCGUAAAAACUCAGACGUUCCUCCUUCAACAUACCGUUUUUUUUCAGUUGAUUAAAAAAUUCUCAAAAAGUUUUGUGCUCUUUAUAUAAUUAAUAAUAAUGUAAAUCUAUUAAUACUAUCUGUGAGUGAUAUCCUGCCGUUUUUUAUCAUCUUCAAACUACAUUGUGCUUACUAAUUCUAAUAUAUUUGUGUAGAAGAGCUUAAAAGAGCAUGCAAAAUAUUGGGGAAAGAUUUGUGACUCAAAUUGCAUUCUGCAUUGGUCACCUGUGAAAGACUAAUUGCAAAAAAGGUGUUUGACUAUCGGAAAGUUUUUAUUUCUAGAUUACAAUGUGUACUUACUAUUUAAAAUAAAAGGAUCGAUAGACGUUAUAUUAUAUACGAUAGCUCUACAUAAUGUUUAAUUCUACCAUACCGAGUGUUUUUAUACCAAUGAAUAUCAAUUGUGUGUUGCUAUAAUACUGAAAUGGUUGUGAUGAUAGUACAUUUGCACAAAAAUUGAUUUAAUUAAAUGCUUUUUCUAUAUAGACAAGACUUUUCCCUCAAAUAUAUCUGUGUAUAAAGAUAUAAUAACAUUUAUCACUUUGCAUCACCAAAUAUUAAUUUGAAGAAAUAAGUCGAUAAAAUAUAUUUAAGGUGUACAGUGAAUAUGAGGUGACAUGAAAUUGUAAAAAAAAAACAUAUGAGAUUGUGAUAAAAAUUACAAUCUGUGACAUAAUAAGUGAAUUUCGGGAUUGAUUUUUAUAGCUGGUGUUACCUACAAAUCCCUUUUGAGAGAGAGAAGAUGAUGGUCUACUUCUCUCUCGAAGAGAAAUUUUUUUCGCAUGUAAAUGUUAAAGUUCAGCGCAAUUUGUAGAGAAAAAAAGAAUAUGGAAAAAUAGUGAGAGACAAUCAUUAAUGGAAAAGUGAUGAAGGAAUAUAAUUGGAAAAUAUGCAUGAGAUUGUGAGGACAAAGAAAGGUGGGAAAGUACAUAUAAGAACCAAUGUUCUAUGAUAUGACGUUACAUUCGAGGAGUGGUCGUAGUUCUCGUCUAUUAUAUAAUGCUCACAGAGCAACAAUCUACGGCAAUUGGUCAGGAGACGCCACAAAAAGUGAACUUUUUCAAAAGGAAUCCAUGGUGCUCCUUCCAAGAUAACUUGAAUGCCUCACACUUUCGCCGAGGUCGCCGAAUACAUGGACUACAGUUACCAUUGCAUCCAUUGCAACUUAUUGGGUGGGUGGCACUUGUGAGUUUUGGCCUGGGUACAUUCCUUGUACUUAUACCCGCCCUCACGACAUCCAUUCAGCAACCCCUCUUUGGAUUACUUGCUGGCCUAUAUGCUGUACAUGGUAUCUCACACCUGGCUGCCCUUCUGCUUGAUCCUUCGGAUCGAGAAUUGAGAAAGCAACGUGUGGACCGUAUUGUUCCAGAAUUUGAUCGGACUAAGCACGCCCAUGUUAUUGAAAAUGGUCGUUGUCACUUAUGUAAUAUUGCAACUAGUAGCUCCAGGACAAAACACUGCAGCGUAUGCAACAAGUGCGUUGGGAAAUUCGAUCAUCAUUGUAAAUGGUUAAAUCAUUGCGUUGGCGAGAGAAAUUAUGUGGCCUUCCUCAUGUGCGUAGUGAGUGCCGUUUGUGCAACAUUGGUCAUCUUGACCGCUGCUGUUGCAGAAAUUGUUCUGUACCACGUAAAGCCCGAAUGGCUCAACAUAUGGAACUGGAGAGAGGAUGUUACGACAAAUGAGGCGGGCAUCAUUUUCAAUGAAACCAUCACAGAUGGCAAUUUUACACUUCUAAAUAGCACAAUUGCUGGAUUUAAUGUGUCAAAUGACAAUGGCAGUGAAGUUCUCGGCGAUACUGUGGAUGCAAUAGCAAGUGGCAUUGGGCUACAUGAUACAGUAUUCCUUGUAUUUGUUGCCGUUCUUGGAAUUUUGGCAGCUAUAUCAGCCGGUCUUCUCCUUCAUCUAUGUUUCUUUCACAUCUACAUAUCUUUCCUUGGAUUAACAACAUACGAGUACAUUCGUAAUCGUCGUCAGAGUACCGCAAACAAUACACCGUCAACAUUACCAGCCGUAAUUGAGACUGAAGCUACCCUUAAAGGAUCAUCAGUCUACUUUUGUUCAUCUGUGACAGCAGCAUCUAUCCCGUCAGAUAACGCAGAAAUUCCCCAUGUUUAUAAAAGACCCAGGUCUUUGCAUUGCUGUGACUCAUCGCGAGAAUAUCAGCAUCAAUUAGCGCACCAUCAUAGGGCUUACUAUGUGUGUUCUAUGCUGAAACAGAGCUCCUCGGCAACAAUCUAUGACAACACCAACUCAAAAUGUGAAUCACGUACAUUCCAUUGUUGUUCCCAAUUAGAAAGAGUGGAUCACAAUGAUUUUGCUGAUGCGGAUAAUCAAUCUAUUGUGCGGUAUGCGGAACAAUGCACUUUCUGCAGUUUUCGCAUCAAAGCACCAUCAAAAGGCGAGGGUUUAUCGUUUCAGAGCAAGAAGUGUUGUCUCAAAUCCAUAACAAAGCACCAUCGUUGGCGUCGGAAGUGGAAUUGCUGCUCAUCUGUGCCAGAUAGUCCAGAUGUACCUGUUGAUACCAUCCGAACUGUUGCAUCCUCUGUGCCACACCUUCUCGAUAGUAGUAAUGCUAAAAUGAUUGAUGCGCACCCAAGACAAAGUGAGUUUUACAACAAAAAAUCCUCACAUCAGAGGCAUUCUGGACUUAAUUCACAGCACCACCGUGUUGAACUCAAUGGGAACACAACCAAUAUUAAUGCGAAACAUACGAGAUCACGACUAGUUCGACCGUGGCCUGUAUCACGAUUCCGUCAUAUGCUACGCACCAUUGGACGUUAUAGAACCCGCUGUCGACGUGGGAAUAAUGCUGUACUCAAGCAAAAUCAAAUUCGUCCACUAUCAUCCGUCGAACAAAAUAGUACAACGAUGCCAAUACCAUCCAUUCACGUCCAAACUGUCUUGCCCACAUCGGCAAUACGAUCGAAUGAUAAUGAAAAUUUGACUGAACAAAUAUCUGGGAUCUCCUUACCGGCCCUGCCACCACCAACGCGACGAAAAAUUCGCAAUACGGCAGAUUUGCAGGAGCUCGCAGAUACACUUUCAUUUGUGCAACAUCCACGCAAUUGCACCACGAAUACUAUACGACGACAAGGUAGACGGAAAAAUUUAUUACGAACACGGAGUCCCACAUUAUCACCAAUUCAUGAGUCUGGACUGUCAAAUCCCACCUCACCGAAACCUUGUCGUCACACCACCUGCAACAGUGAUAUAUGCGUCAGUGGAAGUAUAACCAGUAUCAAUGGAUCCACUGUUCAUGAGAAAUAGGUUGAAUUUGCUAUGUAUUGACUAUUUAAAGAAAACUCAAAUGUUUAGUUAUAGUUACAAAAACUGUUCACAAACUAUGGUUUGCUAAAUCACGUUGUCCAUUUGGUGAUAUGAGUAAACCAAUCAAGAUUGUACAACAUAUUUCUGAAAAACUUAUUCUAUACCUAUUAUUAAAGUUCGAACCAGAGAAAACAUCUGGAAAAUUCAAAAAUUUGAAAAUUUGAUCGGACUUUGUAGUUGACUCAGGAUUAAGGUAUAGUAUUGUUCCAAUAGAGCAAAAACAGUAGAUGCAAAAACAGUCUAUUGUCCUUUUCUUUUCUUUUCUUUUCGAAGCAAUACCGUAGACAUUAUUUUACUCAAUAUUUCUUUUUACAACCUUCGAAAUAUAUUGUCAAAAAAUUUAUCUAUAUUUAUCUAUUUUUCAGUAUAGAAACGUAUUGCACUGUUUAAUACAUAAAUAAAGAAAUAUGUGAAUAUUGCAAUUCAUGUAAUAUUCAUGGAGAACAUAUUUUUUUAAUGCACUUAUAUGUAUAUAGCAUUAUUUACAUAUGUAUAUAGUUUUCGCGUCGUUUGCAUUAUUUGCUAUCUAAAUAUAGGAAACACAUUGAUUUUUAUUUUUAUAAUAAGAUAAUGAAAUAAAUAAUGCAAUACUAAAAUGUCUUGUUUGUGGUGAUAUUUUGCUACAUUUGUCUUCGUGACGAUACAAAAUUUACAUGUUAUGAAAAGUUCAAUUUAGAAAACAUUUUUCACGCAUUGCCCAUUCAUUUCUAUUAACAAGAUAGGGGAGACCGGGGUUAAAAGAGUCACUUUAGGGUUUAGAAAGCUCAAAAUAUCACAUUUCCCAAAUAGAUAAUAAAGCGAAAUGUACAGCUCAUUUCUUUGGGAAAACUGCCCUAUAACUCUUCCUAUAUCUAGCUAGAAAAUAUGAUAUUUUAGGCUUUUUCUAAACCCUUAAGUGACUUUAUUAGCCCCGCCCUCCCCUUCUAUUUUCCAAAUUAAAAAUUUGUAUUUUCUCUGUUACAUGGUUUUUUUUUUUAAUUCCAACCCACCUGGAAGAUGGGUCUUUGGAAGAUGGUUUUGUCAGUUGGCCAUAUGCUUUUAUUUUCUCUACAUUCUCAUGGAAUUAAUUUUAACAAUUAUUUUUUUUAUUUAUGUACGUACAUGCACGGUCCAGGACCGUGUACAAGGUACAUACUUUAAAAAUGCAAAUAUUUUAGAGAUAAAAAUUAUAUAGAAAAAAAGAAUGUCUCAUAUACGUGAUCAAGGUGAUUAAUAGUUUUUUUAGAUAGACUUUUUCUCAAGAAAUUAUCACUUAACAGAAUUCCAUAAUUUGUGGAAUAAAAUGAGAAUGAUGUUUUAGGUACCUACAAUUAAAGAUUUAAGUAUUUAUAUAUACAUACAUACUAGGGAAUUAUAUGGGAACGUAUAGGGUAAAAUGAUGAAUUUUUGGGAGACAAUUUUUCCUGCGUUCUGUGACAAUGAGUCAUAUUCAGCGACAAAGAAACCCUUGUAUUGUAAUCUUUGAAAUUUGUACCAAAAUUUCAACGAUUUCAAGGAUAUCUUGGUAGCUGAAUACGACCCAAUGGGCCUAAUUCAGCGACCAAGAAACCCUUGAAAUCUUUGAAUUUUGUACUGAAAUUUCAAGAUUUCAAGCGAAUUUCAAGGGUUUCUUGGUCGCUGAAUUAGGCCCAAUAUUUGAGUUUUACCAUGACAACUAUCUUGAGAAAUUUCCUGGGCUACAAUUUUGCUUUGGACGAUUUGUUUCUGUCUCAACACGAAAAUCCAGUUCAUUUUGAGAUAUUGCAAUUUUUUUUAAUUCACUAUUUUAAGCCAAUUUACCCAUACAUAAAAAAAAAAUAUCACAGAAUUUUGGAAUUUCAUAGCCCUAAAGAAUAUCUAUGUAAGGUAUUUAAUUGUUUAAAACGCAAACCAAUAGUUUAAUUUUAAGUAAUAUAAAUAAAAUUACUCACAGAAAAUGAAGUGUAUGUUAACAAAGAAUAAUAAUUUUAUAGGUAUAUAUUUAUUUUAGAUUAUUUGACUUAAAAAAUUUAUAAUCGUCAGAUGUUUAGAAUAUAGAAUUUCACUUAAGAGCUAAAGUGACUUAAAAUAUUGAUAUGAUUUAGCAAAUUGACGACUUUGUUCGUCUUUUUUUUGUCAUUUUCUUCUUCAAAUCUCAUUGUUCCUAUCCACUCUGUGUAAAGGAUUAAAAAAUCGAAAAUGUGAUAAAUCCAUAUGCAAAAUUUAAUUCCAUUGGCAUGCGAGAGAAAUAACUAUGGGUCCCAAGAAGUUUACAUUCUCUGUUAACUUAUCAAUUUUCCUUAUUUAUUGAUUAAAAUAAAAAUCUUGGUUGUGUACGAUAGAAAAGGAUGCAGAGUGACAGAAGAAGUUUAGCUGAUUUUUCGUAUUGAAUUGACUUGAACGACUGUUUAAGAUAUAAAGAAUGUAAUUGCAAUUUAAUUAUGGUUAUGAUUAAUUUAACAAUAAAUAGAAUCAAUAAAAUACAUUUAAAUCUGAACCAAGCAUUGCAGGUUUAGAUAUUAUUCCAUCCAUUAUGUAAAACUCGAAAUGAUAAAGAAAAAUAUAAUUAACUAAUCAACCCGAGCCCCCCAAUCACGUGUGAGCAAAUUUUAUUUUAAUCUAUAAUAGAGGAACUUACAUUAGUGGGGAAGAGGGGGGAGGGUGAAUAAUAAAAUACCUUGACAAAUUCGUGAAAAUAAAAAUAAAAUUAUCCGAGCCUUCAACAGGAAAAAUUCAAUUUGUAUGUGGGAGCGCUAUAAAGGGGGAGUGGAGGCGGAAUCCCAUAUAGCCCUGGCUACUCGUAUUGACCUCUUCUACCUCCAUAUCGAAUUUUGUCAUGAUCGGCUCAGCCGUUUCAGAGGAGUUCAUGUGCCGCAGAUACACAGGCAAACUUUUCAGCUAUAUAUAUAUUAAGAUUUUUGAGGAAAAGAUUUUAUUUGAAGCUACCAAAUCAAUUAACUAUUAUAAUGAUCCAAUUUAUUUUUAAAUUUCUAUUUGCAUUAGAUUAAGGAAAAUGCUAAAACAAUGCAUAAUUUCUUAUAAAAAAACUUUUUUUAGUGAAAGUUUUUGGGAAUUCAUAGUACCACAGUCUAGCUAUUUAAUUUACUGGACUGUAAUAGUAUUUAACCAUGGUGUAUUUUUGUUUUAUACAAUAUUGAAUAAAUAAAUGAAAUUAUAAGCUUAUUAUAAUUUUUAUUACGGUAAAUAAACUGCAAUAUUUUU